This is a messenger RNA of Alosa alosa (allis shad), 1549 nucleotides long. Its product is annotated as doublecortin domain-containing protein 2-like. The transcript is spliced from 11 exons. Gene Ontology annotation, biological process: intracellular signal transduction. Lineage: Eukaryota; Metazoa; Chordata; Actinopteri; Clupeiformes; Clupeidae. The coding region runs from base 159 to 1349 and encodes 396 amino acids. Gene Ontology annotation, cellular component: microtubule; microtubule organizing center. The record is from RefSeq and is a predicted model, not a curated record.
GUGGUCAAACCCAGGGUGAUGCGCGUGUAGGCUACCGGCAUCGGAUAUCAUGCUGUACAAGUACACCUCUGUUUACCUUCGGGUAUCACCUGUCAAUAAAUCCAUUUCAUAAUCCCUAAGUGAUCAGUUUGCUCGUCACGCAGAGAGCGUCUUCAAAAAUGGCAGGAGUCGCAAAAAGGCCCUCCCAUGCGCGACUGUCAAAGACAGUGAUGGUGUACAGAAACGGCGACGGUUAUUUCCCGGGAAAUAGGUUUGUGAUCAAUCCACGUCAACUGGUAACAUUUGAUAGCUUUCUCAAUGCCGUGACCCGCGUGAUCGCCGCUCCUUUCGGUGCUGUCAGGAACGUAUAUACCCCCCAUGAAGGUCACCGGGUCUCCAGUUUUGAGACUCUGGAACAUGGAGAAAAAUACGUUGUUGGUGGAUCUGAACGCUUUAAAAAACUGGAUUACAUUAACAUUACAAUCAAGAAACCACAGCGGAAAACGACGGAAAUGAUUCAACCAGUGGUCCAUAGCACAAUCAAUGUGCCUGCUCGCUGGAGGAGAAUCUUGUAUGAGCCUUGCACCAUCAAUGUAUUUACCAACGGAGACAUCUUGGUGCCUGCUGUUCGAAUUCUCCUCCCAAAAUACACCCUCAUGAGCUGGGAUAGCGUCCUGGCCAUGGUGACCGAGAAAGUGCAUCUACACACUGGAGCUGUGCACAAACUAUGCAGGCUGGAUGGAACUCCCAUAACCAGUUCUAGGCAGUUAGAGAACAACCAGUACUAUGUUGGUGUGGGCAUGGAACGGUUCCGUCUGCUACCCUACUUCCACUGGGUGCCUAGGAAGAACAUCGUGCAAGAAGGCAGCAUGCAUGAUUUCCUUCCUCCUGCACCUAAGAAAGGAAAGAACAAAGGAGAUUUGUUUGCAGAUCCCAAGCGCUAUGGAAAUUCCUUGUUUUACGCGAAGCCGAACAAGAGGCCUGAAUGCUACUCUAGACAGAAGAGUGGAUUGUCUAAAACACAGCCCCUGCUCUCCUCUGGAGAGGGCAGUGUGUUCAGAGCGAAACAUUCACGGAUAGAGACAGCAGGAGCAGCGGAGGUGCAGGAGGAUAAACACAUGCAGGUGGUGCUGCCCAUUGAUAAGAUGGAAGCAAGUGUGGUUGAGGAGGAGCUAUGUGAGACGACCAAGCAUACAACGUGUCAGAGCAGAACCCUCACUCCUAGGUCAAAGGAGGAACCGCCUGCCUCGUGCGGGCGUCUCACCCGUAUCCUAGCGCCCAAUGAACACUUUUCUCUCCCACACAUAGACUCUGUCCCCCCGUCCUCACACGCCAGUGUAGCCUCCUCACCUCCAGCUCUGUCAGACUGACCGGAGGACAGUCCAGCCCUUUUCACAGGCACAGGGUUGCCAGAGCACCAGUCAGUGUGAGACCAUGACAGACCCCGUGAAUGUAUUUUAGUGUGGACUGUAGAUAAAAAAAGGAGAUCUUUCACCAGCAUUCCCAGAUUGGUUGUAUAGCUACUGGGGGAAAAACCGGCACACUAGCUAAAAUAAAAGAUAUAAGUACA